Messenger RNA from Malania oleifera, 2224 nucleotides. Its product is annotated as SWI/SNF complex component SNF12 homolog. Gene Ontology annotation, cellular component: nucleus; SWI/SNF complex. Gene Ontology annotation, biological process: regulation of transcription by RNA polymerase II. NCBI's taxonomy places the organism in Eukaryota, Viridiplantae, Streptophyta, Magnoliopsida, Santalales, Ximeniaceae. The coding region runs from base 249 to 1898 and encodes 549 amino acids. The transcript has 4 exons. The record is from RefSeq and is a predicted model, not a curated record.
AUUCAAAGAAUCGAGGGCACUUCCGUAAUUUCGACGACUGAGAAACACAGAAACAAGGAGAGCUCGAAUCAGUUCGCGCCAUCGCGGACCUCAAAUCGCCGGUAUCAAGAAAAAAGCAAAGCCAACCCAAUCUGCAGCAGCAUCUAUCCCAGUCGAGGUUCUUGAGCUCAAAGAGUACACAAGAGGUUAGGGUUUGAAGACAAUUGUGUGCGGAGUCUUGUUGAUUGAUGGAAUAAGCACUGUUUUAGAUGGCGAACACCAAUAACAAUUCAAUGAAGAACGUUGGUGCUCCGACCCAAACCCAAACUCCUUUUGGCGGUAAUGCGGGGAUAAACCACCAGUCCCAUCUCCUCUCACAGACACAAUCUCAAACACAUGGUGGGUCUAUCUUUUCGGGACAUUUUCAGUUGUCUGAGCCUCAGGCUCAGGCGGUGGCUCAGGCACAGUAUGCUCAGGCUCAUGCCCAAGCUCAAGCCCAAGCGGCUCAUGCUCAAUUCCAAGCUCAAUUGCAGGCUCAAGCUCAAGUUCACCCGUCCCGUGUGCAGAACCCUGGGAGUGGUUCUAUUAGUGCGUCUUCACUUUCUGUUUCGGUGCCAGUAACAGGAGGGGUGAAGAGGGCUCAGCCAAAACCGCCUUCUCGACCUCCUGGUUCUGCUGCUAGCAACACUGGAUUGCCAUUUAAGACUAUGGAGCUAACCCCAGCUGCUCGGAGGAAGAAGCAGAAACUUCCUGAUAAGCAAAUACCUGAUAAGGUGGCUGCACUUGUGCCAGAGUCUGCACUUUACACCCAUUUGCUUGAAUUAGAGGCCCGGAUAGAUGCUGCUCUUGCAAGAAAGAAGAGUGAUAUUCAGGAGUCCCUUAGGGACCCUCCCACUGUUCAGAAAACCCUCAGGAUUUAUGUUUUCAACACUUUUAUCAACCACUUAGGAUCAAACCCGGAAAACGAAAAUGCGGAGCCCCCUUCUUGGGUGCUUAAAUUAACUGGGAGGAUCUUGGAAAAUGUAGUGGAGCCUGACCCAGAUGGGGUGCUCCACAAGCCUAAUUCUUGGUACCCAAAAUUCUCAUCAUUUUUCAAGAGGAUUACCAUUUACUUAGACCAGAGCCUCUAUCCAAAUAACCAUGUAAUUUUAUGGGAGAAGGCACGAUCAUCUGCACUUCAUGAGGGUUUUGAAGUGAAGAGAAAAGGGGAUAAGGAGUUCACCGCUAUGGUGAGGCUAGAAAUGAAUUAUAUGCCCGAGAAACUCAAACUUUCUCCAGUGCUGGUGGAUGUUCUCGGCAUUGAUGUAGAUACUCGCCCGAGAAUUAUUGCUGCACUUUGGCACUAUGUGAAGGUUAAGAAGUUACAGGACCCAAGUGAUCCUUCUAUUUUUGUUUGUGAUCCACCUCUUCGGAAAGUAUUUGGGGAAGAGAAGAUGAAAUUUGCUGUGGUUUCACAGAAGAUAUCACAGCAUUUAUCUCCACCACCUCCUAUACAUUUGGUGCAUAAGAUUAAGCUUUCGGGGAAUUGUCCAGCUGGAACUACUUGUUACGAUGUGUUGGUUGAUGUCCCUUUUCAAUUAGAGAAGGAAAUGUCUGCUUUCUUGGCAAACACUGGGAGGCAUGCGGAGAUUGAUGCUUAUGAUGAUACUAUUACUGCUUCAAUAAAGAAGAUUCAUGAGCAUUGUCGGAGGCGGGCUUUCUUUCUUGGGUUCAGCCAGUCUCCAGUAGAGUUCAUUAAUGCUCUAAUUGCUUCUCAGAGCAGGGAUUUGAAGCUUGCUGCUGGUGAUGCCAGUCGUAAUUCUGAAAAAGAGCAUCGAUCUGACUUUUAUAAUCAAUCAUGGUUUGAAGAUGCUGUUGUUCACUACCUAAACCGCAAGACUGCUGCUGGAAGUGAUGCUAUUGGAAGCACAGCGAUUUGAGAUGUGGGACAGUUUGCUGUCCGUUGUCAAUUGGAUGAUUGCCAGGCAAGAUGGGCAAGAACAACAGAUGGCUAAAUCUUUACCAUUGCUUAAGAGGGUUUUGAUGUUGUAUUGUAAUAUAUAAAUUAGAAAUUCUGCAUUAGUUUGAUGUUUUUAAUUUUGGGUUUGAGAUUUCAGAUUUGCGGAGUGAAAUAGAGCUCUUAAUAUUCUCGAAGCCCCCUUCUUUGGAUCUUUUUUUUUAAAAAUGUUAUGUGCAUUUUAGUAGCACAUUGGAAAUGUUAAUUUGAAACAGUGAACUUUUAAGGAGGUAGGCAAAUUAAUUGUUC